AUGCCGACAUGUCUGGUCUACUCUCUUAGACCAUCCUUUCUUCCCUCGGUCUCUUACCGCUACCGUGAUGUUCUUUCAUUUCCUAAGACUGUUGCCGUUCAUCUCAGUCGCGGACGAAUUACUCCAUGGGCAGCCCUCUCAACAGCUACACCUGCGGCAGUGAAACCCGAUGACGGCUCUGUUGCCUACCAGCACACUUUGACUGUCCUGCACAAGACUAGGUCUUUACUUCCACGUAUCUUUCCGUCGGGGCAACAGAGCGUACCUGGGAUUGAAUCCCUUGAGUUCUGGCAUGAACUUUUAGCCAGCGCAUACAAUGAUUUAUCUCCGACUCGGGCAAAUGUCAUUCGUAUAGCGGUGUACGGGUGUGAUGACUUCUCUGGAGCCCAAGAGUUGGUCACAGCUCUCUUGGAGGAGCCUUUCGCGUCCGAAUCACAGAAGGAGAGCGUCCGGACUCGAUGGAAGUCGAUGCCCGACGACAGAGGCAGCAUGAUUAUCCAAGAUGCUCCAUCACCGGCCUCUGGUAGCCUCAGCAUUCAUUCCUCUUGGUUACAGCGAUUUGGCGUCCCGAUCCAAGUAUUGGAGCUGAGACCUCCUACACAUGAUCCGUGGUCUUUUGGAGAUCUCUCUACGUCGAAGGCGCUGCUUGCGGCCGAUGUUCCCAUCGUCGUGUGUAAUCCCACUUCUACACCGCUCCCUUCCCUUCUGUCUUCACCCUCGAGUUCCCCUCUGAAUCAUCCCAAUGCCAUUCUAGUGGUGACAUCGCCUAUUCCCUCGGUAGCACUUUCGCGGCAUGUGCAGUCCCUCCGUAGUUACGGCGCACCGACGCUGUUCAUCGACGCGGCCCGUGCACUCACUGCCCUUCGAGUUAUCAGUGUAGAGCCCUCCUCUCCCGUCGCCGUGCAGAAAUAUCAGAACGAAUUCGAAGGAUCCAACCUAUCAAGUCUGACAGAGACAAUUGCCAGUGUCAUAGCAUCCAAAAGUGCAGCAUCCAACGUUGUCGCUGCCAUACAUGCGCAAACAGCCCGAGCGCUCAUUCAAGACUCACUGUCUGCGUGCCAUUCAACACUGGAACGAGCCGUGCGUGGAGUGGAUGAAAUAUCAGAAAGAGUGAGUACACUGGAGGAUCGAGUGGAAGAGGCUAGGGCAAGGGUAGGCCUAGAGGUAUUUGGCGCCCCAGGAGGAAAGAAUGGUGAGGAGGACGAGAUUCAAAGAGCUGUGAACGUCGCGAAGAGAGACGUCGAGCGGGUCAUGAAUGACUUGACGUGGUGGAGGCUACUAUGGAGGGUCGACGAUGUGAGAGAGAUUGUCGGUGGUGCAAUUGACAGGGCGUGGUGCAAGGAUCUAGAGAUGAAGCUCACGUUCCAUGCCGGACGCCUCGCCGCUCUUCAGCAGUCACUGACAACGUCCAGCAUGGCGCUGCUUGCGUCUUUGCCUUCACCUUCGCCAUUCUGCUCUCCAGUCCUCCAGAACACUCUAUCACAACUUGUCUCUGCUCCUGCCUAUCCCCUGGAUGCUGCAGCAUUUACCGCGCCCUUACAUUCGCGGCGGCAUCAGCUGAGGUUCCCCACGGCAAGGUUGCACUCAGCAGCUCAGCAGACCGUGCUGGGAAUGGUCGGCAGUACUUUCGCGGGGCUAGGUGUCGCCUGGGCUGGUUGGGCCGGUCAGCUCGGACUCUUUGACAUGGGUAUGCAGAUGGAAACCGCAAUUGCCGUCGGAAUGCUGGGUGCGGUCGCAGGAGUGAGGUGGGCUGCAGGCCGUUUCGAGAAGGCCAAGAAAAGGUGGUGGCAGGAUUGGGAUAGGGUGGGAGAAGGUCUUGCGAGGGAUCUCAAAACAACGUUGAGCCGGACAAUGGACGAUCGAGUGCUUAUUGUUUCAAAAACAGCCUGUUCCGGGCUGGAACAGCUGGCUGCGGAAAGGCGAGAUAAAAUAGAUGAGUUAAAAUACGAAGUGACCGUGUUGGAAGAGGAAUUGCAGCGGUCUAACUGA
Sparassis crispa is the source of this 1989-nucleotide messenger RNA. RefSeq lists its product as hypothetical. Bases 1 to 1989 code for a protein of 662 amino acids. The record is from RefSeq and is a predicted model, not a curated record. The transcript is spliced from 5 exons. NCBI's taxonomy places the organism in Eukaryota, Fungi, Basidiomycota, Agaricomycetes, Polyporales, Sparassidaceae.